GGUGGUGUUACCGAACCUCCUGUAGGGAAUUGCACAACUCCAUGGUUUGACCGUGAUAACCCAUCAGGAUUUGGAGAUUAUGAAACGUUCCCCCAUCUGCGAAAUGAGAAUCCCGGUCAGAUCUGCACGGAUCCAAUCGCCUGUGAGGUGGAGACAACGUCAGGGAUUCCGGCCUCACAGACUGGAGAGAACAUUGCCAGUUGCAACGUUUCUACUGGAUUCUUUUGUAUGAACAGCAACCAACGUGAUGGCUCAUGUCAAGAUUACAGAAUACGAUUCACCUGCCCCGAUUCCUUUUGUGGUGUUACCGAACCUCCUGUGGGGAAUUGCAAAACUCCGUGGUUUGACCGUGAUAACCCAGCAGGAAUUGGAGAUUAUGAAAUAUUCCCCAAUCUGCGAACUGAAAAUCCCGGUCAGAUCUGCACGGAUCCAAUCGCCUGUGAGGUGGAGACAACGUCAGGGAUUCCGGCCUCACAGACUGGAGAGAACAUUGCCAGUUGCAACGUUUCUACUGGAUUCUUUUGCAAGAACAGCAACCAACGUGAUCGCGCAUGUCAAGAUUAUAGAAUACGAUUCACCUGCCCUGAUUCCUUUUGUGAUGUUACCGAACCUCCUGUAGGAAACUGCAAAACAGACUGGUUUGACCGUGAUAACCCAUCAGGAUUCGGAGAUUAUGAACUCCUCACCAAUCUGAGAUCUGAGAAUCCCGGUCAGAUCUGCAUGGAUCCAAUCGCCUGUGAGGUGGAGACAACGUCAGGGAUUCCGGCCUCACAGACUGGAGAGAACAUUGCCAGUUGCAACGCUUCUACUGGAUUCUUUUGUGUGAACAGCAACCAACGAGAUGGCGCAUGUCAAGAUUACAGAAUACGAUUCACCUGCCCGGAAUCUUUUUGCAACUGCAAAACUCAGUGGUUUGAUCGUGAUGAUCCAACAGGGCACGGCGAUUAUGAAGUUAUCACAAAUCUGCGAAAUGAAAAUCCAGGUGUGAUCUGCCCCAAUCCAAUUGCCUGUGAAGUGGAGACGUUGUCAGGAAUUCCAGCCUCAAGCUCCGGAGAUAUCGUUUCCAACUGCAAUGUUAUUUCAGGAUUUAUUUGUGUGAAUGCAGAGCAAACAGAUGGACGAUGUGAAGAUUACAGAAUCCGGUUUAUCUGCCCAGAAUCAUUCUGUAACUGCAAAACUCAGUGGUUUGAUCGUGAUGAUCCAACAGGAUACGGCGAUUAUGAAAACCUUGCAAAUCUCCGUAAAGAAAAUCCAGGUCUUAUCUGCCCCAAUCCAACUGCCUGUGAAGUGGAGACGCUGUCAGGAAUUCCAGCCUCAAGCUCCGGAAACAUUGUUUCCAACUGCAACGUUAUUUCAGGAUUUACUUGUGUCAAUGCAGAGCAAACAGAUGGACGAUGUGAAGAUUAUAGAAUACGAUUUACCUGUCCAGAUUCAUUCUGCAACUGCAAAACUCAGUGGUUUGACCGUGAUGAUCCAUCAGGACACGGUGAUUAUGAAGAUCUUACAAAUCUCCGGAAUGAAAAUCCAGAUCUAAUCUGCCCCAAUCCAACUUCAUGUGAAGUGGAGACGCUGUCAGGAAUUCCAGCCUCAAGCUCCGGCGACAUUGUUUCCAAUUGCAACGUUUUUUCAGGAUUUGCUUGUGUCAAUGCAGAGCAAACAGAUGGACAAUGUGAAGAUUAUAGAAUACGAUUUACCUGUCCAGAAUCAUUCUGUAACUGCAGAACUCAAUGGUUUGAUCGUGAUGAUCCAUCAGGACACGGUGAUUAUGAGGUUCUUACAAAUCUCCGAAAUGAAAAUCCAGGUCUGAUCUGCCCCAAUCCAACUGGAUGUGAAGUGGAGACACUGUCAGGAAUUCCAGCCUCAAGCUCUGGGGACAUUGUUUCCAGCUGCAGCAUUAUUUCAGGAUUUUUAUGUGUCAAUGCAGAGCAGAGUGAUGGACGCUGUGAAGAUUAUAGAAUACGAUUUAUCUGCCCAGAAUCAUUCUGUAAUUGCAGAACUGAGUGGUUUGACCGGGAUGACCCAUCAGGUUUUGGGGAUUAUGAAGACCUUACAAUUCUCCGAAAACAAUAUCCCAAUCAUAUCUGCAAUAAUCCGACUGCCUGUGAAGUGGAGACAGUAUCAGGAGUUCCAGCCUCAAGUACCGGGGAUAUUAUUUCUGAGUGCAGUAUAUUGUCUGGUUUUAUUUGUUUGAAUUCCGAGCAGAUGGAUGGGCAAUGUGAGGAUUACAGAAUACGAUUUAUCUGCCCUGAAUCGUUUUGUAAUUGCAAAACUGAAUGGUUUGACAGAGAUGAUGCAACAGGAAAAGGGGACUUUGAAACUCUUGCAAAUUUACAAAUGGAAUAUCCAGGUCGUAUUUGCAGUAAUCCGAGUGGCUGUGAAGUGGAAACAGUAUCUGGAAUACCAGCUUCAGACACAGGAGACAACAUUACCCCGUGCAAUGCUGCCUUUGGAUUUACUUGUAACAAUGAAGAACAAAGUGAUGGGCUCUGUGAAGAUUAUAGAAUACGAUUUACUUGUCCUGAAUCUUUUUGUAAUUGUGUAACCCAAUGGUUUGAUCGUGAUGAUCCAUCAGGAAUUGGGGAUUUUGAAGAUCUUGAGAAUUUAAGAAAAGCCUUUCCCGAUCAGAUCUGCAGCAAUCCAACUGCCUGUGAAGUACAGACUAUAGCAGGAAUUCCAGCCUCAAGCUCUGGCAACAACAUACCACAAUGCAGCAUUUCUACUGGAUUUACUUGUAUCAAUGUUGAGCAGAAAAAUGGGAAAUGUGAAGAUUACAGAAUAAGGUUUACCUGCCCAGAAUCGUUUUGCGACUGUAAAACCCCAUGGUUUGAUCGUGAUGACCCAUCAGGAAAAGGGGAUUAUGAGAACCUUCAAAGUCUCCAAAAAGAAAAUCCUAAUAAAAUCUGCAGUAAUCCAACUGCCUGUGAAGUACAGACAACAGAUGGAGAACCAGCCUCAAGCACUGGAGACAUUAUUCCUGUAUGUGACGUAUCCAAUGGGUUUGUUUGUGAGAAUGCAGAUCAGAAAAUUAAUGGUUGCCACGAUUACAGAAUACGAUUUACAUGUCCUCAAUCAUUUUGUGGCAAGAAAACUCCAUGGUUUGAUCGUGAUAACCCAACAGGACAAGGAGAUUUUGAAGAUCUUGUAAAUCUUCGGAAAGAAAAUCCCAAUCAAAUCUGCAGUAAACCAAUUGCCUGUGAAGUACAGACUGUGGGUGGAAAACCACCAUCAAGCACCAAUGACAACAUUCCUGAGUGCAGCAUUUUAACUGGAUUUGUUUGUCUGAAUAAGGAUCAAACCAAUGGAGCCUGUGAAGAUUACAAAAUACGAUUUACCUGCCCUUAAUCAUCUUUAACAACAAACUGCAAAUAGAAAAGGAAUUACAGGACCGGAAUUGGGACCUUAUCAUAUCCAGUUUUCCAAAUGACUGCCCAGUGUUAUGAAACUGCAAUUUAACAUUUGUGUAUUGAUAUAAACAAAGAAUUCUGUUAUGUUGCCUAAUUGCUAUUAGUGUAAUAUUUGGAAUGUAUCAUGGUUCCAGUAACUAAAUAUAUAAUAAAUGUUUUGCAAAAAUGGAAAGGAAUUUUAACAGAAUAUUUAUUUUCUAAAUAUGGAAAAAUACUGGUCUUAUGAAUAUCUAGAUUCCUUAUCUAAAAUUUGUUGCUGCAACUCUAGCAUUACAGAGUUUCUUUCUUUUGCAUUCACAAAUUGAUGUCACUAGACCCAACUAUUAUUCACAUGGAAUUUGUCUUUGAUAUAUAUAUUUAAGUUAACAGAAUACGUUAGCAUAUUGUAAUUGUACAUAUACCACAGAGAACUCACCAGAAUUGCAAUAUACACUAAGAAAUACUUUGAAUGGAGCACCAUUUUUGUACACCCUUGGGGACCUCUCACCCCUACACACUGGAGAAUCUGUUGUUUGCAUUUUCCUUUGUGGUUGGUAUAAUUGUUGAAGUAUAACAAAUCUUACUGGACCUCUCCUUUAAUUUAUUUAUUGGUAAUAUUAUACUGCAUUAUUUUUUGGUCUAAUUUUACUCGCCUAAUCGAUUUUCCGCAUUUCAUGUAUUGAAGAAUAGAAUCAUCCUCUCACAAAAGUACUCAUAAAUUUGAAAAGUCUUCAGAAAAUUACUAGCAAACGAUUACUUCCACUGGCUGAAGAAUUGAUAAUGACAAGACAAGAUUUAGGAUUGAAAGACUUUAUUCUAUGUUCCAAUUACUAAGAUUUUUGUGACACCUUGGUUUGCUCAUCCCUUUUCAUUCAACUCAUAGCUGCCCCAGGCACAUUCCCGUGCAACAGCAGAAGAUGUUACACCUCCUUUCUCACUUCCAUCCAGUGACACCAGCAGCCCUUCAAGGUGAGAUAGAGGUUCGCGUGCAUCUCUUCCAACCUUGUCUAUUGCAUCUGGUGCAAAGUGGAUGCGGCAAACAUCGUUUCACUAAACACGUGCUCUGCCAACAAGGCAUACUGGAGCUCCAAUUUAUAAACCAAUUUAACUCUCCUUCGCAUUCCUCUAGCACCUUUUCUGUCCUUUGUUAGAGUGAGGCCAUGCACAAACUGGAAGAACAACACAUUUGUUUCAUUUAGAUGGCCUACAACCUAAGGGUAUGAGCAAUGAAUUAUCCAAUU
Messenger RNA from Leucoraja erinaceus (little skate), 4624 nucleotides. RefSeq lists its product as uncharacterized. The transcript has 28 exons. The record is from RefSeq and is a predicted model, not a curated record. NCBI's taxonomy places the organism in Eukaryota, Metazoa, Chordata, Chondrichthyes, Rajiformes, Rajidae. The coding region runs from base 229 to 3342 and encodes 1037 amino acids.